GCAACUAGCAGCAGUUUAGAGUGGCACGCUGCAUGAAAGAGGGAGAGUCAGCACUUGUGAGAGAGUUCUGAGUUAGAGCUGGAACAAUGUGAAAACAAGGAUUGUCUUAUGUAAUCAUUCGAGGGUUUUAAAGAAAAAGGAGCUUUUAAAGAAGGACGAGUUCGUGGUGGAACAACCUCAGGUCAAGUCAAAUCCAGAAGUGUUUUAGUUGAGUUAACAGAAGAAGAGAGCCGCCUCAUAAAUCCCAUUUCCUGAAUAUGAGGUUUGGACUUUGAGCCGUCUGCAGACAGAGGGGGAGCGAUGACCGAACACCUGCUGAAAAUCCUGGUUGUCGGGGAUGGAAAUGUUGGGAAAACUUCCUUUGUGCAAAGAUACGUCAACGGACAGUUCAACAAGUCGUACAAGAUGACGGUGGGAGUGGAUUUUUCCGUCAAGCUGGUGCAGUGGUCGGACACCGAGAAGGUCCGGCUCCAGCUGUGGGACAUCGCAGGCCAGGAGCGUUUCAUAUCCAUGACCAGGAUCUAUUAUAAGGGCGCGUUGGGCUGUGUGGUGAUGUUUGACGUCACCAGCUCGUCCAGCUUCCUCAACUGUCGCCAUUGGAAACAGGAUUUGGACAGUAAGGCCACGCUGCCCAACGGACACUCCAUCCCCUGCAUCCUGUUGGCCAACAAGUGUGACCUGGCUCAGAGGGUCGUGUCCGCUGACAGCAUCGACAGGUUCAGUAAGGCCAAUGGCUUCCUUACAUGGAUGGAGACUUCAGCCAAAGACAACAAGAAUGUGGGAGAGGCCAUGAGGAGGUUGGUGCAGGAGAUUUUGUCGGUUCAGUCCAGUUUGGACUCGCCUCAAACUGAACCCCAAGACUCAGAUCUCCUUCAGCUGGACUCAGAGGACAACAACAGUGGAGCAGGAUGCUGCUGAAAAAAACCACAAACACAGCCAGGAGCUAAUCAAUGGACUGACUUGCUGUUAUCAAAGUUGCUGAUCGAGAGAGGAAAAACGAUGAGGAUGAAGAAGAGAGGGAUGAACAGGAGCAGAAGGAGCAGAGGGGAAGGUGUGUGUGCGCUUGCCAACGAGGUGCGGAGCGUGCACAGUGCAGCCGCCAAGCACCCUCCUCCAACAGGCUGAGUCAGGCAGACACAUGGCAUCCUCGUGCAAAUGGUGUGUAGGGGGGGGAUGUUGCAUGUGUGUGUGAGAUGAAGCUCCCACAUGACCUGUAAAGAGUACGCUUUUGAAUGUAGGCCUUCGACAUCAGAGAAGUGUGGGAACAUGUUGAUGCUGAAAUGGUUGUUUUCCAUAAAUUCAAGACUGAUGAUGUUUUUUGGAGUUUUAAUAAUUGAGCGAUGAAGCGGUCUAUAGUAUUGUCAGAGCAACUUUGAUAAACUGCACAAUCCUGAGAAUAACACAGAGAUGAAGCAGAAGGCAACUCAGCCGCUUCACAAAUAAUAUAAUAACAACAAACUUUAUUUUUAUAGCACUUUUCAAAUCAGGGGAACAAAGUGCUCUGGAAAAUGAAAAUAAGAUAGAGACGUGUGAGGAAGGCAAUGAUUCAUAAUAAGAAACAAAAUAGUGAGAGAUAAAAGAGCACGAGUUGCACAAAUCCCCUACAAGCACAUCUUCCAGAGGUUGGGGGGGGGGGUCCCUGAUGGAGAAGGCCCGGUCACCUUUGGUCUUCAACCUCGAUUGUGGCAUGGCGAGCAGAGCCUUGGCCGAGGAGCUGAGCAUGUAAGAGGUGAGGAGAUCAGAGAUAUGUACUUCGGUCCAGAGCGUGCUUUAUAAGUUAACAAUAAAAUCUUAAAAUCUGUAUUGGGAGCCAAUGAAGGGACGCUAAAACAGGAGGGAUGUGGUCUCUCAAAUGGAGGUCGGUGCUCUCAGAGAAGGACCUUAGACGUUCAUAUUCUAAUUGGACACGCCCCCUGCUUUGGAUCCUGUCUGAGAGAAGGAGUCCAUUGAAUGAUAUGAAUAAUAACAAAGAUAUCUGUCUGACCAAAUUGUUAUGAGCUUAUAUCGACAUUUUCCUUUUUUUGUGAUGUCCUGAAUGUACACCGCACAGAAACAUGACGGUGUUGUGAAUAAAUUAGCGAUACUAUUCCUGUGUGUUCUGUGCAGUUUCUUGACGGCAGAUGGCUCCAAAUAAACGUGAUAACCGCGUCCGCCAACGCUGCCGUGGAGACGAAGUCUGUCAGGUCAGCAAAUCAGAGAACACUCUGUCAUUACCAUCAGGAACAUGACACACACCUCAGUCGCUGCAGAAUUAAUCUAACACAAUUUGAAAGCGAACAUAUUCUAACCGCUGAAUUUGAUUAAUUAAUUUCCACUUCAAUCAAGAACGAGAUAGCAACAGUUCUUGAAGUUUACAUCUAUAUGCUGUUAUAUAUGAAAACUUCAAGCUGGAAUAAAAUGUGAAAUUUCCAACCACUUUAUUAUUCUUACUCGCGUCGUCAUAUAAACACAUAAAUGUUGGGGUUGUAAGGGAUGUGUGAAAACAAUUAAAGCACUUUUCGCAAAUGAUCAGGGGGGCGUAGCCCGAUUCAAGGCUUUUCAAAACCAAUUAUUGAUGAUGUCAAAUUCACUAAGUCUGCUUCUCAAGGUCAAUAGCCAUUACACGUACACUCAAAACCAAAAAUAAAUGUUGCUUUCAUGUGCAGCCUGCACGACUGCGUUUUUGAGGAGAUUCCAGUUUGAGCUCCUUUGAGUAUUUGUUCUUCCUUGUGGGACUUUUUGUCAGUUUUUUUUUGUGUGGGGCUUCAUUUCUUAUCGGUGACUUGGACGAGAGCUGGAGCUGUGACUCAGUCGUGCUCACUAUCUCUGGAGAACCCUCAACAUAAUGGGUGGUUUUUUUGGACAGAUGGACAAUGCACGGUUGUUUGGUCAUUUCACAAUAUGUACGUCAUGUGUUUUUUACGUUCAUAUAAACGGGGGCGCACAGUGUGUCAGCCAGUACGAGGGGCUCUUCAGUUGGACUCAUUUCCUGUAAUUGGACGUUUCUGCUGCACCUGAAGGUUUCUUUUUUUCAGAGGCUCAAUCAAGUCUACGAUGAUUAAAGACACUGAGGCACUGAGCAGCUAAUGGAGGAGGACAGAACGUAUCAACCUGGUAAAAUACAUUCAUCCAUGGACUGUAUGGAAGUAGCCACAGUGAUGUCACUCUUUGGUUUCUCUACACCGCCAUGUUGGUUUUCAGGAGCCAGACAUUACCAGAAUCAGAGGACAGGGUGGCAUAAUACUCUCUCGCUCACACAAACAUGAUACAAUAAAUGAUUCUGAAUCACACUGACAACAUUCUGCACACUCACACAGUUUACAUUACCACAGACUGUUUUCUGAACUAGCCAAACACAGCUGUUGCAGCACUCCAAAGACAGUCAACUAACUUCAAAAAUAACACGACGUAUUUGCAGUAACAGAAGUCUGUUUCUCUCUCAUUAAAUAAACAUCUGUGUC
Messenger RNA from Labrus mixtus (cuckoo wrasse), 3440 nucleotides. RefSeq names its product ras-related protein Rab-7L1-like. The transcript is spliced from 5 exons. Gene Ontology annotation, biological process: vesicle-mediated transport. Gene Ontology annotation, molecular function: GTPase activity; GTP binding. Gene Ontology annotation, cellular component: trans-Golgi network; Golgi apparatus; vesicle. The record is from RefSeq and is a predicted model, not a curated record. Lineage: Eukaryota; Metazoa; Chordata; Actinopteri; Labriformes; Labridae. Bases 301 to 918 code for a protein of 205 amino acids.